GCACCGAUAUUACAGAACCGCGCGGGCAGCGUGAGGGACAGACCGGAAGAGUGCCGGGAUGAGCUUCCGGGUCGCAGCGCCCGGCCGGCACCGGAAGUGGGAGCCUUCCUUUUCCGGCGUUGUCAUGGCGGCGACUCUGGGGCAGGUCUGUGCCCUGGUCCUGGUGGCAGUGUUGUGGGGCGGCUCCAACCCGCUGCUGAAGAGGGCCACGGGGGACAUGGAGCCGGUGCAGGAGGGGAACCGGCUGGAGCAGCUGCUGCAGGAGAUGAAGUACUUGUUUUUCAACUACCAGUAUCUGGUGCCCCUUUGCCUCAACCAGUGUGGCUCCCUGAUCUACUACCUUACCCUGGCAUCAACAGAUCUGUCCCUGGCCGUGCCCAUCAGUAACUCCCUGGCUCUUGUUGUCACCCUGGUUGUCGGGAAGUUCCUUGGGGAAGACAUUGGUGGAAAAUGGCCUGCCCUGGGAAUGGUGCUCACCGUCUCCGGAAUCAUGCUCUGCAUUGCAAGUUCAGUGGGCAAGACAGAAUAACAACAGGAUCCUGUGGCCAGCCCCACCCAGAGACGCCGCCGGAGCCUUGGAGCAGGGAACCCUGGGCUGGGGAAUCUUGAGCCACCCACGCUUGAGCUUUCCUUGAGAAGGCUGUCUUUUGACUUCUCCUUCCUCAAUGAUUCAGUGAGGUCUAAUGGGGAGGAGGUGGGCUCAAAGACUUCACCACUUUGAGCCCACAUUUCAUGCCUUGGAAACUCCUCCCCCUCCCACUUCAGUGUGUGACCCAACCUCUCCCAUGACCUUGGCCUCCAGCCAGUAUUGUGGUUUGUGCAGAGCCCCCCGGGUGUCAGGUGCAGGGUACUCCUCAAGCUCAGACUUAGAGCACUUCUGAGCCUUAGCGUAAGCUGAUGUGGGUUGGGGCUGGUGGUGAGUCAGAGCCCACAGGUGCUGCAGUCAGUUAGACGCCUUCCUUCCCCUCCCCAUCGGCAGCCCCGGAGUGGGCCCCUCAUGCCCUAGGCCCAGAGGCUAGCUUCAUCACCAGCUUUUGCUCCUCUAACUUUCCUAGUCGAUACUUUAGAGUGGGAUGUGGUCUGGAGCGAUGGGUAAACAAGGCUCAGACAACCCAGAAGCAGAGAAAACUAUUUUAUUAGGCCAAAGCCUCUCCCAAAGUGUGUGUGCCCCUGUGUCCUCCCUACCCCACCCCAUGUUAGGCCCUGCAGGGUGGAGGAAGGUAACCCUUCCCUUCCCCUGGAAGCAGAGGCUUUCCCCGCCUUAGGCAGGCUCACUGCAGGUUUGUGGGCCAGGCAGACUAGAAAGGCCUGUGGAUCUCUCCAACGAGAUCCCAGCAGGAUGCUGGGGAACCAGGGCAGAAGAGGGUUGGCUGG
This is a messenger RNA of Dromiciops gliroides (monito del monte), 1374 nucleotides long. RefSeq names its product transmembrane protein 234 (gene TMEM234). The record is from RefSeq and is a predicted model, not a curated record. The coding region runs from base 59 to 529 and encodes 156 amino acids. The transcript has 5 exons. Lineage: Eukaryota; Metazoa; Chordata; Mammalia; Microbiotheria; Microbiotheriidae.